This is a messenger RNA of Cryptomeria japonica (Japanese cedar), 2184 nucleotides long. RefSeq names its product G-type lectin S-receptor-like serine/threonine-protein kinase At2g19130. Gene Ontology annotation, biological process: recognition of pollen; protein phosphorylation. Gene Ontology annotation, molecular function: ATP binding; protein serine/threonine kinase activity. NCBI's taxonomy places the organism in Eukaryota, Viridiplantae, Streptophyta, Pinopsida, Cupressales, Cupressaceae. The transcript has a single exon. Bases 1 to 2184 code for a protein of 727 amino acids. The record is from RefSeq and is a predicted model, not a curated record.
AUGGCGAUGAAAUAUUUGUUACUAGCCAUUAUCAUGAUUAUUGAACUGCAUAAUGGCGUAUCAUUAGCAGUGGAUGGUGGAGAUACGCUUCUUUUAGGCGAUUCGCUCACUGGAAAUCAGACCAUAACGUCAAAGAAUCGCACGUUUACUUUGGGAUUUUUCAGUCCUGGAGGAACGAAUAAAUGGUAUAUUGGCAUCUGGUAUGCGCCACUCUCUCAGAAGGCCUUUGUUUGGGUGGCUAACAGAGAAAAUCCUAUCAGAAGCAUGCCCGGUGUUCUUAAAUUUGCGCGCGAUGGUCAUCUUAACUUGUUUGAUGGAAAUGGUCUGUCAGUUUGGUCAACUGACGCUAGCCCGAAAGGGUCCCGUGCUCUGAUAAUGGACUCUGGUAAUUUCAUUCUGCUGGACGCCCACAACCAAACUCAGAUUGUCUGGGAAAGUUUCGCACAUCCGGGAAAUACAUGGUUGCCCGGCAUGAAGAUGUGGAAGGGCAUGAAGCUAACUUCCUGGAAGAGUUCUGUGGAUCCUGCAGUUGGGUUAUUCUCUUUGGAAAUGGACAAGUCUCCAGGAGAAACGGAGAUGAAGUUGGUCUAUAACAAGAGCGUGGUCUAUAGUUCUGGCGGAGAGUGGACUGGCAACCAAUUCGCCAAGAUUCCAGAGAUGUCAGCUCAGAAGAGGUUAAAAAUGUCCUGUGUAAGGCUUUCUCCUUCAAGAAUAUACUUUAAUUUUAGCAUAAACCCAAUAGAUCAUACCCUCACAGGGCGGUUCCUUUUAGAUGAGAAUGGCGAAUUUCAGCUCCACUUCUGGAUGGAUGACGGUAGAUGGAGUCUGAGGUGGUCAACAUAUCGAGGUCAAUGCAGUGAUUACAAUAUCUGUGGGGCGUAUGGACUGUGCAAUUCGAAUGAUGUGUGUAGUUGUUUACAGGGUUUCACACCCAAGCACGACUCAAGCGGUUGUAGCUGGUGGCCAAACGGGUGUGUUCGACGAAGACCCCUGCAAUGCUCUGUCACAGAGGGCACAACCGACGGGUUCCUGGAAGCCAAGAACCAAUACUUGCCCGAAAUGGAAACUGUCUUUUACAACAACGAGCCAACACAGCAUGGCUGCCGGACAGCUUGUCUCAAAAAUUGCUCCUGCACAGCCUUUGCUUUGGCUAUUUCUGAUCCACCCGUUUGUAGAUUGUGGUUUGGAGAUUUAUUGAGAAUGCACGUUUCGCCGGAGGGCCAAUCCGUCUUUGUUAGGCUGGCUGCUUCUGAGUUGCCGCAAUUGACUUCACAUCAAAGCAGCAAAACUUCUCGUCUUUUCCUUUCACUUCCUCCAACUUUCUCGGCUGUUUUAGUUCUUUUCUUGGCCUCAUUUCUUCUGUGGAAAAAUCGAAGACUGCGGGAGGAGAGCGUUCAAGAGGACGUGCCAAUAACGCUCAAAAUGUUCACUUACAAAGAGCUACGAAUUGCAACUCAAAAUUUCAAGCAUAAGCUGGGGAGCGGAGGAUUCGGGUCCGUGUUCAAAGGAACUCUGGCGGACAACACGCUUGUUGCGGUGAAAAGAUUGGAGGGUUCCAUGCAAGGAGAAAAGCAAUUCCGUGCGGAAAUAAGCACCAUCGGCAGCCUACAGCAUGUGAAUCUUGUCAGCUUGCGGGGAUUCUGCGUAGAACGUUCAUGUAGGUUAUUGGUGUAUGCCUACAUGACCAAUGGCUCCCUGAAUUCAUUCCUCUUCUCAAAGUCAGAAGAAGCAAAGAAGGUGUUGGAAUGGAAAACUCGUUUCAAGAUCGCACUGGGAACUGCGCGAGGAUUAGUUUAUCUCCACGAAGAAUGCAGGGAUCGCGUUAUUCACUGCGAUAUUAAGCCUGGAAACAUUCUGUUGGACGGCGACUUCCGCCCAAAGAUAGCUGAUUUUGGGCUGGCAAAGCUGGUGGGCAGAGAUUUCAGCCGCGUACUGACAACCACAAUUGGAACUCCAGGGUACUUGGCUCCAGAGUGGAUCUCAGGCCUUCCUAUCACUCCAAAGGCAGACGUAUACAGUUUUGGCAUGACGAUGUUUGAAAUUAUAUCAGGCCGAAGAAAUCUGGUUUUAGCGGUGGAGGAAAGUCGGUUUUACUUUCCUACCUGGGCUUUAUCUCAAAUUCAGAGGGGAAACAUAAUAGAUGUUGUGGAUUCAAGGAUAGCAAGUGAGGCGGAUAUGAAAUAG